GGGAGUUCCUCCUUUCGCCAUUCCGGAGUAUCGCCACACCAAGGAGCGCACUGAGGGAGUCCUGCGAAGAGACCGCCUAGUCCCCUCCAGGCCUCUUCACACCUCUCCACACCAUCAUCCAGCCACACACGGUUCCCCGGCAUGCCCCAGAAGACAGGUAUCCGCUCAUUAUUCCCCCGGAGAACCGCCGCAUAUCUCCCCAGCAGCCCUGUUUGAAAGAUUACGGAGACACCGAGGGAUGCUACUGCAGCAAACGCACCCCGCACCGCGAAAAUUCUCGACGUCUACCCGAGGAACAGAAACAUUUGGUUGGCCCCUGACCGAAGCCCCUGAGGAUGUCCGACAGCGGUGCGAACAUGAACUCCGACGAUCGGCCUGUUAAAACGGUCCCCUUCCCCCUGAGCCACAGACUCUCCAUGAAGGAAGUGUUUGACUGUGAGGGGAAGCCUAGAGUAGACCUGCUCAAAGCCCACCUCACCAAGGAGGGCCGCCUGGAGGAGGUAGUGGCCCUACGCAUCAUCAAUGAGGGAGCCGCCAUCCUGCGCCAGGAGAGGACCAUGCUGGAUAUAGAGGCCCCAGUCACAGUGUGUGGAGACAUCCACGGUCAGUUCUUUGACCUGAUGAAGCUGUUUGAGGUGGGCGGUUCCCCCGCGACGACGCGUUACCUCUUCCUAGGGGACUACGUGGACCGGGGCUACUUCAGUAUUGAAUGUGUGUUGUAUCUGUGGUCGUUGAAAAUCCUCUACCCAAAGACGUUAUUUCUUCUACGGGGAAACCAUGAAUGUAGACACCUGACAGAAUAUUUCACUUUCAAAACUGAAUGUAAGAUAAAGUACUCUGAGCAGGUGUAUGACUCAUGUAUGGAUGCGUUUGACUGCUUGCCGCUGGCUGCUCUGAUGAACCAGCAGUUCUUGUGUGUCCAUGGAGGGCUCUCGCCAGAGAUCCACACGCUUGACGACAUCAAAAAGUUGGACAGGUUCAAGGAGCCUCCAGCAUUCGGGCCCAUGUGUGACCUGCUGUGGGCCGACCCGCUCGAGGACUUUGGCAACGAGAAGACACAAGAGUACUUCGGCCACAACACAGUCAGGGGCUGCUCCUACUUCUACAGUUACCCUGCCGUGUGUGAGUUUCUACAGACCAACAACUUGUUGUCGGUCAUCAGAGCACAUGAAGCGCAAGAUUCUGGGUACCGGAUGUACAGAAAGAGUCAGACUACAGGCUUCCCCUCCCUCAUCACCAUCUUCUCAGCACCUAACUACCUGGACGUCUACAACAACAAAGCGGCGGUGCUGAAGUAUGAGAACAAUGUGAUGAACAUCCGUCAGUUCAACUGUUCCCCUCAUCCCUACUGGCUGCCCAACUUCAUGGACGUCUUCACCUGGUCCCUGCCCUUCGUUGGAGAGAAAGUGACAGAGAUGCUAGUGAAUGUUCUCAGUAUCUGUUCAGAUGAUGAGCUCAUGGAGAAUGAUGGAGAGGAAGAGGUCUAUGAUGCCAAUGCAGCGGCGGCUAGGAAAGAGGUGAUCAGGAACAAGAUCCGUGCCAUCGGGAAGAUGGCCAAAAUGUUCCAAGUUUUACGGGAGGAGAGUGAGAACGUAUUGACCCUGAAGGGACUGACACCCACUGGCAUGCUGCCCAGCGGAGUUCUGUCAGGAGGCAAGCAGACUCUGCAGAGCGCUACCAUUGAGGCCAUUGAAGCCAUCGAUCCUGUUGAGGACGCAGAAGCGAUCCGAGGCUUCUCUCCUCAACAUAAGAUCAAUAGCUUUGCGGAGGCCAAGGGUCUGGACCGGAUCAACGAGCGCAUGCCCCCCCGCCGUGACGCCGUCAACAGUGUGGGUCUGUCCAUGGGCCGUAUGAACAUGGGGGAACCCAACGGCACUGACAACAACAGCAAUAUACAGGGAUGAGGCACACACACACACACACAUUUAAACACUAAUUCAUACACACUCUGAAACACACACAUAGAUAUGAAGUACAUAC
Coregonus clupeaformis (lake whitefish) is the source of this 1980-nucleotide messenger RNA. RefSeq names its product serine/threonine-protein phosphatase 2B catalytic subunit alpha isoform-like. Gene Ontology annotation, biological process: calcineurin-NFAT signaling cascade. The coding region runs from base 336 to 1904 and encodes 522 amino acids. The transcript is spliced from 14 exons. NCBI's taxonomy places the organism in Eukaryota, Metazoa, Chordata, Actinopteri, Salmoniformes, Salmonidae. Gene Ontology annotation, cellular component: cytosol; calcineurin complex; cytoplasm. The record is from RefSeq and is a predicted model, not a curated record. Gene Ontology annotation, molecular function: calmodulin-dependent protein phosphatase activity; calmodulin binding.